GCAGCAUCACCAGCAGCACGCAACCUUACAUCGCCUCCAUAACAAUGAUUGCUACGCUGAUCCGGUUGACCGUCAUGGUUGUGGUUGCCGUAUGGGCUGCAGCCAACCCACAACCCGGCUUCGGUCACCACGGUCACGUGAGCUACGGCCACCACAUCCAGCACCACGGUCACCACGGCGGUUACGGUCAUCACCACCACGGUGGUGGUCACGCUAAGAGCUUCGUGCAUGUGCAGCAAUACCACCACGGGCAUCACCAUGGUUAUCACUAAGCUCAACCACGAAUGAAACGUACGAAUAUAACACGCUCACUAAAAUAAAUAAUCACGAGUAAUACGAAUAAUACGAACGGUAGUCCACGGCAGCUCCUAGCUAUUGAAACGCUAAUUAAUAAAGCCAAUCAAGUUCUAAGACUGGUCAGGCAAUAAGUCCAGCAGCU
Messenger RNA from Hyalella azteca, 439 nucleotides. RefSeq lists its product as uncharacterized. The coding region runs from base 45 to 272 and encodes 75 amino acids. The record is from RefSeq and is a predicted model, not a curated record. The transcript is spliced from 2 exons. NCBI's taxonomy places the organism in Eukaryota, Metazoa, Arthropoda, Malacostraca, Amphipoda, Hyalellidae.